AAUUGAAAAAGAAGAAGAAGAAGACAAUCGUCAAAUGCUUGACUUUGGUUUCAGUUCUUCUUCACGACAGCUCAAGGAAGAUCGGCUCUUUGAUGGGAUGGGACACCAAUUCACCAUGGGUUAUGAUGCUAUCAAAUACUAGUACGUGUUAUCUUCAGAAUAUAUAUCAUGGCAUCUUCUGGACUGGGAAAUGGAGUAGGCACUUCGAGAUCUGCCAAAGGUUUAAAGACCUCUUCUAGUUCAGUCGAUUGGUUGACUAGAGAUUUGGCUGAGACGAGGAUAAGGGACAAAGUAGAGACCGAUGAUGAGAGAUUGCAGGAUAGUGAACCAGAUAUUAUUGAUGGGGCUGGUGCUGAACCUGGUCAUGUUAUUAGAACCACACUCCGUGGUCGAAAUGGUCAAUCAAGACAGACAGUCAGUUACAUAUCAGAACAUGUUGUUGGUACUGGUUCCUUUGGCAUGGUUUUCCAGGCUAAAUGUAGGGAGACUGGGGAGGUUGUUGCUAUCAAGAAGGUUCUACAAGACAAGCGGUACAAGAACAGAGAGCUACAAAUAAUGCAGAUGCUAGACCACCCCAAUGUCGUUGCUUUAAAGCAUAGCUUCUUCUCAAGAACAGACAAUGAAGAGGUUUAUUUGAAUCUUGUCCUUGAGUUUGUGCCUGAGACCGUCAAUCGUGUUGCAAGAAGUUACAGUAGGACGAAUCAGCUGAUGCCACUGAUAUACGUUAAACUCUACACCUAUCAGAUUUGCAGGGCGCUUGCUUACAUCCAUAAUUCCUUUGGUCUUUGUCACCGUGAUAUUAAGCCUCAAAACUUGCUGGUGAACCCACACACGCAUCAGCUAAAAAUAUGUGAUUUCGGGAGUGCAAAAGUGUUGGUAAAAGGAGAACCCAAUGUUUCUUACAUCUGUUCAAGAUACUAUCGUGCUCCAGAACUUAUUUUUGGUGCCAGUGAAUACACAACUGCAAUCGAUAUAUGGUCCACUGGUUGUGUGAUGGCCGAACUACUUCUUGGACAGCCUCUAUUUCCUGGUGAGAGCGGAGUUGAUCAGCUUGUUGAAAUCAUUAAGGUUUUAGGUACACCAACAAGGGAAGAAAUCAAGUGCAUGAAUCCAAACUAUACAGAAUUUAAGUUUCCCCAGAUAAAACCUCAUCCAUGGCACAAGGUGUUCCAAAAACGUUUGCCACCAGAAGCAGUUGAUCUUCUCUGUAGGUUCUUCCAGUAUUCCCCUAAUUUGAGAUGUACAGCUUUGGAAGCCUGUAUUCAUCCGUUAUUUGAUGAGCUAAGAGACCCAAACACUCGUCUUCCCAAUGGCCGACCACUUCCUCCACUUUUCAACUUUAAACCGCAAGAGCUAUCUGGCAUCCCUCCUGAAAUCGUGAACAGGCUUGUACCAGAGCAUGCCCGUAAGCAGAACCUCUUCAUGGCUUUGCAUUCAUAAGAUGCUUAUCUGUUUUUGCAUCUGUACUCUUGGCUUUUGUUUUUGGUGAGUUCUUUUUCUUUAAUUUUUGUUUGGUUGGUUAUAUGGAGAUGAGGAUGCAUGAAUACAAACAGUACUUGAGGUUUGCUGGGUAUAAACCACUUGUUUGUUU
Messenger RNA from Arabidopsis arenosa, 1591 nucleotides. The record is from the annotation of a GenBank genome assembly. Lineage: Eukaryota; Viridiplantae; Streptophyta; Magnoliopsida; Brassicales; Brassicaceae.